AUGGAUAAGAUUCUGAUCUUUGUGCAAUUGUCUCUAUUUGAUGAUUUUCCCACUUGGUGUGUUCAUUAUCUGCCGAACAGAAAUGAAAUGAGUGAUUUAUUUUAGAUUUCUUUGCUUCUUCUGCCAUGUUAGAAGAAAGCAACAAACGUCAAUUUCAUGGCUGGUAGUUUGACACAAAAUGGAUCACAGCAAGCAUACAUGUAUAUGUAUGUAUAUAGCAAUAGCAUCAGAUUUCUACAUCAUUUUCUUUGGAAAAGAUCAGAAAGGAUUGCGGCCAUAGAUCGUGGCUGCUCUUGGUAGCAAUAAUUUAGCGUUUGUAGACCCAACUUCGAGCGACUAUUUCACACAUAUGGGAGAGCCCACACGUGCAUGAGUAGCAUUGAUCUCCCAGGACUAAUUUGUAACAUGUAAUCACAUGUGCAUAGGCCCAUGAUGAUGACAUGCAACGUUAUAUCCGUCAGGCUUACUUGCUGUAGUAUAGCAUGAGCUCUACGUUCUCUCUUUACAGCCCAACCAAUCACUCCACUAUCGACGGUCCAGGUAAUUCCACGAGUCACCAACCCACCUUCACCUUCAGGGAUAAGGAAUUCUAUCUUCUCUUCCCUCCUCUUUGAUCUCUCCUAUAUCUUCAUUUUUUUGCACUAUAAAGUUCUUUGGAGAGGCAAGACAAUUAAUGCUUCUUCUAUAAAUAUCAGAUUAAUUGUUUAGCAAAGUUGAAAGAAUCUGCCAAUCUUGGUAGCUCAAGUAAAAGAGAAAAUUGAAUGAAUCUCCACCCCUUAUUUUUCUAGCAAAGCUUUCUUGCCAUUCAAAUAAUUUUUGUUAUUAAUAUAUUGUUAGUAGGUUGGCAUAUAAAAUAGCUUAGAUUACAGAUAGGAAGGCUCAAAGCAUGCUCACUUCUCAUCACCUUCCAGGGAAUUUUCUUGCAAUUAACAAGCUCCAAUAUCAAGCUGUUUGGCUUAUCCUGCUUUUCGUCAGGUUGAUCUCUCUUCUCUCACCUCGAUCCAAAGGCUAGAAUUUGAUUGGGUUUUGACCUGAUCAAUCAUCACGUCACUCUUGCUUGCGGUAGUCAAGAGUUUGAUCUGAAGUAUACAUAGAGAUAUGGGAUUGAGUUCUAAACAUGUUUCUAGUGAUGGUCUUGGCUGGAGCCAAUCUUUGUUGCAGGCUCAAACUCUGGAGCUACCAAAAGUUUCAGCAAUGAAGAGGCAACGUCCACAAAACCAGCGGCAGCAAUUAGAGCCACUGAAGUGUCCAAGGUGUGAUUCUACAAACACAAAGUUCUGUUACUACAACAACUAUAACAAGUCACAGCCUAGGCAUUUCUGCAAGACUUGUAAAAGGCACUGGACAAAAGGUGGUACUCUCCGCAAUGUUCCUGUUGGUGGAGGCCGCAAAAACAAGCGGCUUAAGACAUCAAAUAACAACACAGCCGCCACCAACCCUGGAAAGAACACUAGCACAGCCAGUGCUGCAAUCAAUAGCUCAACCACCUCCGGUUUUAACAAUAGGCUCAAUAGCUUCACAGCAAUUCAGCAGCAGCAACAAAGGCAGGAUCUUCAGCUUCCACUUGAUGAUCAAAAGAACAUAUCGAAUAUUCAAUUUCAUGCGCUGAGUCGUCCACCAUCUUCAUUUUUGCAACAGAAUUCUAUCAAUUGCGGCAACUUGGACAGCAAAAGUUUCAGCACAAGCAAUGGCGUGUUCCUGGGUUCAACCCUGUCUUUACCUCAAACUCAUGGCUUACAAUUUCCAUUUUCAAGUUCAAGCUCAAGCUCUUUUGAUACAACGCUAUCUUCAAUGUCAACCUCAUUUCAAUCUUCGAGAAUCUAUAACUACACUGGAGAAACAAUGAAGGAUCCAACCAUUACCAGCAUCGUCAUGCGCACCACAAGUUGCACUCUUUCACAGCCAUGGCAAGUACCUAUUACAAGCAGUGGCAUGGACAUGUCAAACUACUGGAAUUGGGAUGAUAUUGAUGCACUUAUCUGUAAUGAUGUCAACAUACCAUGGGAUGAUUCUGAGAUCAAACCAUGAAGGUCUUUUAACCAUAUAUCCAUUGUCUAUAGCUCUUUUCUUGAUUUGCGUGUUCCUAUUUCACGAAGGAUGGUUCAAUUUUUUUUUCUCUCUUUAAAAUAUUUGUCGGUUUCUAGCUAUAAGAAUCCCCAUUUUCUUGUUAUUUUUGUUUCCCUUUCUUAGAUUUUUUUUACCAUGUAUAGUCUUCCUUUUCAACUUGUAACUGUUAAAAAUGAGAUGUAGACUGUUAGAAGCUGUCAUUUUUCAGAUUCAUCUUCAGGCUGAAGGUGUACAUUUUGUACUCUACCUCCUAUAUAUAAUGCAAGAAUAUGAAUGUGUAUGUUAGGUCGAGCUUGUUCCUCGUUUUAUGAAUGGAAUAAGGGGGAGAUGAGGUGGAAUAUAUCAUAUAUGGAGAGUUCAGAAAUGGGGUCUCUUCCAGCUAUGCUGGGCAAACUGGAU
This is a messenger RNA of Durio zibethinus, 2466 nucleotides long. RefSeq lists its product as uncharacterized. Gene Ontology annotation, biological process: regulation of DNA-templated transcription. The record is from RefSeq and is a predicted model, not a curated record. NCBI's taxonomy places the organism in Eukaryota, Viridiplantae, Streptophyta, Magnoliopsida, Malvales, Malvaceae. Gene Ontology annotation, molecular function: DNA-binding transcription factor activity; DNA binding.